CCAUCUCUGUCUUUCACCAGCUGAUUUCCUCAUUAUAGGCCCAUAUAGGUGUCUUGCUGGCAGCUGCGCAAUUUUGUCGCAACGGAGAAUAAGGAAUUUCGUAACACAGGUUUGAACAACAAUAGGAACGGUUAGUACAAUGGAACAAUAAACAACACGCCUUGAACACGCAUCUCAUUUGGAGCAUCCUUUAUCACGAUUCACAGGUGAAAAUCCAGACUCAGCAGGAUCUACGGCCCUUGUAUCUAUCUCUACUUCCAACACUACCACCACUGGUUGGUGUUUUCAGUUCAUCAUGUUCUCCCGUAUCGCCAGGUUGCGGUACCUUGCACCCCUUCUUCUUACUUUCUCUGCCUCGACAGCUGCCAAAGAUGACUCUUUAUUCACGUCUUCCGUAACUUAUUGCUCACCGCCGGAGACUCUCCUCAUUCAGCAGUUUGACAUCGUAUACUUCGCACAGAACGAGUCCAUAUGGUUUAACAUCUCCGCAGCAAGUAUCGACCCCAACGUCAAUGUGACUGCCAAUGUAAUGCUGAACGUUUAUGGAACGCAUUACGUGAACUUCACCAUCGACUUAUGCUCAUUGUUCAAUGGUGCCCUGUGCCCGUUGCCGAUGUACAACUUUACCGGCUCCGACUCCAUUCCUUUGCCGGCUUCUCUCGGUGUUUCCGGAAAGAUCCCUAGCAUUGCUUUCCAAAUACCAGAUCUUGAAGCAUAUGCACAACUGUCCCUCACAGAAGUAAACACCGGAGUUCUUAAGGCCUGUGUUCAGGCAACCCUUUCUAACGGCUGGUCAGCACACCAAGUAGCCGUGGAAUGGGCAACUGGUGGACUCGCACUACUUGCACUUCUUUCUGCGGUUUAUUAUUCGUUUAUGCCAGACACCCUGGCACCCUUCCGUCUUUUCGAUCUUCUCUACCUAUAUCAGUGGGCAGCAUCAACAGCCCUCCUGGAUCUUAAUUAUUCCUCAGUCUACCGGGCAUUUUCAACCAACUUUGCAUGGGCGAUGGGUUUGUUCUCCGCGUCAGCGACCUCUCCUAUCCAGAUUUCCAUCAACAACAUGCGGCACCUUACCGGAGGCAACAUGGCCGAUGCCACUAGUAACUCUGCUGUCGCUCUCGUAAAUCGGAAACUUAGCCCAUACAACUCCAUGACUACGUCAACUUUUCUUGAUACUUCCUACCAGUAUGCGAUGGAGACCCUGUGGGCAUCUACCAAUAUGACAUCGGCCAAUUACGUCUCGCAUACUACCUCGGCCGCCUCUAUUCAAGAACUCUCCACCGUUGGUGAUGUACAGCUAGUGACACCGGCAUCCUCCAAUCUUCUUCAGGCUGGUGUCCCUAUCUAUGUCAACUCCGUUGGCAUCGCCACGGCCAACGCUUUCAUGACCGUCUUCUUGGUCGUCUUGAUGAUCGCCGCAAUAUUGCUUGCGGUCCUCUCUGUCGGCUAUUGCGUCCUGGCCGCAACAUCUCGAUAUGGCCGACGGCAGGAAGGGUACGUUGCUGAUUGGCGGCAUCGAUAUCCUUCAUUUGCUCGUGCCUGGCUGCUGCGCAUCGUGAGUAUGUCUCCGUUAUUUGCGCUCUAUCAGUGGACACUCAAGGAUUCAUGGCUCUCCAUCCUCCUUUCAGUAAUUCUACUUCUUGCGGUGGUUGGCUACAUCCUAUAUCCUCUCUUCCUCACAUAUCGCCUCGCCCUCCGUUCGACGCCCUAUGCGCUGUAUACGCAACCUGAUUUCGUAGCUUCUCAUGGUCCUCUCGGAUUUUAUGCAACUACUCCCUUGAUCUUGGCUAUUUUCGUCAAGGCUCUCUUUAUUGCCUUUUCUCAAGCUAACGGUUUCGUGCAAGUCGUCGCAAUCCUCGUCGUUGAAUGCAUGGUCCUUGCCUCUCUGUUUACCCUUCGACCGCACAAAACAAGAGGUGCUGAUGUCCUCGCAACCUACCUUGCUAUUACCAGAGUGGUUUGCACUGCUAUGAUGGUCACUUUCGUGGAGAGCCUAAAUUUAGGAGCAAUACCUCGCGUGGUGAUCGGCAUCGUGAUGGCUGUUAUCAUUUCUGUUGCGGUUAUCGUCAUGUUCAUCAACACGCUCGUGAAUAUGGGCAUCAUGAGGCUCAUCCCGGCAUGUUGCAGACGGCGCCGGAAUGACAUUCCCAAUGGUUCGGAUGUAGAGAAGGGCGCCGAAAUUGGUGAGAAAGACUUGCGGCCGCGAAAUCCUACGCCAGAGCGGAACAUUCCACUCGAUCCGGAUGUUAAUCAGCCAUAUCCCGACAGUCUCUCCCAGACUUUGACGGACCGUCACAGUCUCUAUUCCGAGGAAUCGGGGUCAACAACCCUAGGCUCACUGCUCCCACGGCAGUUGUCAAUUCAAGCAUCUCAACCCUCAUCCCACUCGCGGUCCAAUUCUCAAUCACAGUACUCGCCGAGUCAAUCAAAUCAUUCACCCUCCCAGUCCAAUUAUUUCUCAAACGCCUCAUCACCGCGGCAGUCCGUGCCGCCUUCGCCGCUUCACACCCAUACCCCAUCGCACAGUAGACAGCCCACUAUAGACGAACACCCUUCGUAUUCAUAGACGUUCCUUCUUUUCUUCCUCAAUCACAUUCCGCAGAGUUAAAUCACUUUCGCCGCAUUGCAUGUUCUCAUUCCUCAUAUCGUUUCACUCGCAUCCACUCACUCUCAUUCGGACAAUGAAAAUUUGGUAAUGCAUGUAGAUAUCCCGUCAUGAUCGUGACGAUGGGUCACCUUACUUAUCUUUAUUCUCUUAAUGUUGCUUUUGUGAUUGUCCUACGGACUAAAUAAUUAGUAUCCGUGGCAAACCAAGUAACAGUUGUCGUAAUGCAAAUGAGCAACAAUUUCAGGACAACUCGACAGUUGCAAGGUCUUCCGCGAGGAGUAACUGUUCGACUU
This is a messenger RNA of Suillus paluster, 2901 nucleotides long. RefSeq lists its product as uncharacterized. Lineage: Eukaryota; Fungi; Basidiomycota; Agaricomycetes; Boletales; Suillaceae. The record is from RefSeq and is a predicted model, not a curated record. The coding region runs from base 296 to 2566 and encodes 756 amino acids. The transcript has 6 exons. Gene Ontology annotation, biological process: transmembrane transport; fungal-type cell wall biogenesis.